AACGACCAUUCACAAACAAAAAAUGUAUUAUAAAUUGAGCCUUCACUCUCACUUCCAUUUUCUUAUAACUUAAGUCUACAACGCUUCCAUUUCCUCAUCCCGCCAUGUCCAACUCCAACUCCAACCCCAACCCGAAGAAGAGCCGUGGCCGCCAAAAGAUCGAGAUGAAGAAGAUGAGCAACGAGAGCAAUCUCCAAGUCACGUUUUCGAAGCGUCGCAGCGGGCUUUUCAAGAAGGCGAGCGAGCUCUGCACUCUCUGUGGCGCUGACGUGGCACUGGUUGUGUUCUCUCCCGGUGACAAGGUGUUCUCCUUCGGGCACCCCAACGUGGACGCGGUCAUAGACCGUUAUCUGGCGCGGGCCCCACAGCCCAACACGGGCACCAUGCACUUCAUCGAGGCCCACCGCGUGGCGAACGUGCGUGACCUGAACGUGCAGCUGACUCAGAUCAACGGGCAGCUGGAGUCGGAGAGGAAGCGGGCCGAUGAGCUGGCCCGGCUGAAGAGGGCGACUCAGGCCCAGCUGUGGUGGGCCUCUCCGAUCGAUGACAUGAGCCGGGUCCAGCUGGACCAGUACAAGGUGGCUCUGGAGGAGCUGAAGAAGCACGUUGCACGCCUUGCUGAUAGGGCUAUGCUUCAGAGUGCUGCAAACCCUUCUCAUCAUCAUCAUCACUUUUUCCCUGGGGCUUCCUCCUCUUCCAACGUUGUGAAUCAGCCACAUAACCCUCAGAUGUUCCCGCCACAGAUGAUUCAGCCUUCCAUGCUUCAGAACUACAUGUUUCCUGAUGGGACCAUCAUGCACCCCAAUGGCUUCAACAACAUGGGAUUUGGACCUGGCAAUGGUGGUUUCUUUUGAUCCGUUCACAUCAAUGAAUGAAUCAAUGGAUCCAUGGAUGCCCUUUCGUCUUCUUUUGUUUUCAUCUACCUCAGCCCUACCUAGCUUCAUUAUGCAUGACAAAUGGUUUCGAUUGAUUAGGGUUCGGAUAUUCUACACAUAUCCUUCAACCAUCAUCGUCAACUUCAUUUCAUGUAUCGUGUUAGAUGUUUUCCCUUCGUGUUGUUGUUGUUGUUUCUUCUUUGUUAUGUAGUGUCGACCGGUGUAGUUUCAUUUCAAUUAUUUGAAUAA
Molecule: messenger RNA, 1124 nt
Organism: Cajanus cajan (pigeon pea)
Lineage: Eukaryota; Viridiplantae; Streptophyta; Magnoliopsida; Fabales; Fabaceae
Product: agamous-like MADS-box protein AGL62
Biological process (GO): positive regulation of transcription by RNA polymerase II
Molecular function (GO): protein dimerization activity; RNA polymerase II cis-regulatory region sequence-specific DNA binding; DNA-binding transcription factor activity, RNA polymerase II-specific
Source: RefSeq, a predicted model, not a curated record